CAUGGCUGACACUCCAUCAGAGAGCACAGGUCACAUGACCACAGCCCGCUUGAAACAACCUCCGACUGAUCUGAUUGACCUUCUUGGUUUCACUGAUGAUCUCCAAUUGAUCCAUCUUCCCCUGAUACAUAAAGGCGGAGCUUUACCUGCCAUUCUGCAUACACUCCACAAAUCACCUCACUGUACCUGUCAGUUGAAUUACACUUUAUUCAUACAGCCAAACAGGAAGCUUGGGUAAAUGUUACAUCAUCAGAGGGAACUCACCUGUGAGGUUACUGUGGGGACAAAGAUGUCGCCUUCAGGAUUAAAUGACCUCACUUACACUUAGGUCUUAACUGUAAAUGUAGUUCUAUUUUGUGGUAGUCUGACGAGCAAUCGGCAGGUGGAAUACAAAUAAUGAGAUGUCACAGCUUCACGUUUUCUCGCGAGACUUACAGAACACCCAGAAAUAUUCCUGUUACCCGUUUUCAGUCAACUGAUUAACGGCUCACCUGACGUUUUUCUAUUUCGUCACACCGGACCUCAUGUGACGUAACAUCAAGGGAAGUCACGAGGCGGGAACGGUUUCCACGUCUCUUCCUCUUCUUCCCUUUGCCCUCGUGCUCCUUCAUCCCGUCUCCCCAGUACAUGGUGGCCAUGUUCUGGCAUUUCCGGGAGAGUUCAGCCAUUGGUUGAACAUGCGGACCAUCAUAGAGGAGCUGGUGAAGAGGAAUCAUUCUGUCACCAUCUUAGUGCCCGAUGCAUCACCGUCUGUCAACUACAACAACAGCCGCGAUGCCGCCAAGUUUAACUUCCUGGUCUUCAAGGUGUCGUACAGCAGGCAGGAGUAUCUGGACCUCAUACAGGAAUUAAUGCGUUUCUCCAUGUAUGAGGCGCACUUGUCUUCGCCACUGCAGAAGUUCCUAAAGACGGCUUCCUGGAUACUGCACUUCCUGGACUUCGGGAGGCAGCAGUGUGACGGAAUGCUGAGGAACAAGCAGCUGAUGGCGACUCUGCGCCAUGCCAGCUUUGACGUCGUCUUGCAGGACCCGAUGGCAGUGUGUGGUGACCUGGUGGCAGACUUGCUCAGUGUGCCACUCAUCAUCUCAAUGCGCUUCAGCUUCGGCAGUGUUUUUGAGCGACACUGUGGCCACGCCCCCGUACCGCCGUCCUACGUCCCGUUAGCUCCUCUCCCAUUCAACGACCACAUGACACUCGGUGAGAGGCUGAUCAACAUGGUGAUAUAUGUGGGGUCGUCAGCAGUAAGCGAACUGACCUGGAAGCUGACGCUCGAUCAAUACUACAGGGAGAUCAAAGGAACUCCCAGCAGUGUGUGUGAGACUAUAGGGAAGGCCGACGUGUGGCUCAUCAGGACCUUCUGGGACAUCGAGACGCCACGGCCGACCCCACCAAACUUCAAAUACGUGGGCGGUCUACACUGCAAACCGGUUAAUCAGCUGCCAGAGGACCUGGAGGCAUUUGUGCAGAGUUCAGGUGAUGCCGGCAUAAUUGUGGCUUCCUUCGGCUCCAUGGUAACCAACCUGACGAUGCAGCACGCUAACAUCAUCGCCACCGCCUUCGGUCAGAUCCCACAGAAGGUGAUUUGGCGUUACCGUGGCAAGCCUCCAACUGCAUUGGCGCCAAACACGAAGAUUUCUGAUUGGAUCCCUCAGAACGACCUGCUGGGUCACCCAAAGACAAAGGCAUUCGUGACACACGGCGGCACUAACGGUCUGUAUGAAGCCGUGUUUCACGGUGUGCCUCUGGUGGGCGUGCCACUGUUUGGCGAUCAGCCUGACAAUCUCGCCCGUAUGAGCCGCCUCGGCACCGCCAUCGUCCUGGACUUCAACCAUCUGACAGCUGAGGAGCUGGCAGAGGCGCUGCACGUCGUCAUAAACCAGCCAAGCUACAGGACCAACAUGCAGCGUCUGUCAGCGGUGCACCGCGACCAGCCAGUAACGCCACUGAGUACCGCCGUCUUCUGGGUGGAGUUUGUGAUGCGACAUGGUGGAGCUAGGCAUCUGCGGUUGGCAUCAUACGACCUGAACUGGUUCCAGUACCACAGCUUGGACACCGGUGCUGCCCUGCUGGUCGCUUUGAUGACCGUCGCUGCUUUGUGGUGGGUGGGGAUACGCUGCAUCCUGCGGCAGUGCAGACGGCAAGCAGGAAGAGAGAAGAAGGACUGAAGAGAGAUUUCCUGUUUGCACCGUCCUGUUGGUAUUUACAGAGGAGAGUCUAGUAACAAGACUAUGUAUGAAAGAUGGGAAACUUUAUCAACUGACCCUGUUCAAGGCACAAAACAUAGGGAGGAGAAUAUUUAAAUUAACCAAUGACCUGAUUUACAGACCUUUGCAAGACACUAUUUACUGCUGAUUGCAACAAUAUUUAACACAUAAAAACAAACAUGUUUUUUUGUGCCUGAUAUUGAAAUGAACUGACUACGCCAGUGUUUAGUCUGUGUUUAACAGGUUAAACACAGAUUAACUGGUUUCAUCUUCAUUAAGAUUUAAUAUCGAAACUUUUCAGAAUCCCUUUCCAUCACUAAUGGUGUUCCACAGGGAUCCAUCCCUGGACAGAUUUAAUGACUCCUUGGAUACUAGAUAGAAUUUUAUCACAAUGCUGAGCACAUAUCAAUAUAAGUUUUAUGCAGAAACAGUCUAUGUUGAAGCUUCAGUGUUUUUGUUUUUUUUAUUACAAGUGAUUCUUUCCCUGCUCACCUUUGUAUGUAAAAAUCGGGAUGGUCUGCCCUCACAAGCUGAAGAGAGCAGCAUUGUGCAGUCUUUAUGAGUUUACUGCACUGAUUAACCAAUCACAUCCACGUACAGUCAAACACAGUGCUCACAUAAAGCUCUCCUUUUCCACUGGAACAUUUUCAAAGAUUAUAUUUAUGUAUCAGAGGUCACACCUGCACCAGCAUUUCUUAAUCGCUGUAUCUGUGUAUUCUGGCUAUGCAUGUUGAUUGUGCAGAAGUCUCCUUGGACAGAAAGCUCCUGAUCACAGUGAGAAACCUGUAAAACUAAAGGAUGUGGAAAUAAACUGCUGU
Messenger RNA from Pelmatolapia mariae (spotted tilapia), 3022 nucleotides. Its product is annotated as UDP-glucuronosyltransferase 2A2-like. Lineage: Eukaryota; Metazoa; Chordata; Actinopteri; Cichliformes; Cichlidae. Gene Ontology annotation, molecular function: glucuronosyltransferase activity. The coding region runs from base 678 to 2165 and encodes 495 amino acids. The transcript has 8 exons. The record is from RefSeq and is a predicted model, not a curated record.